AUGCCGAUUCUCUAUUGGACAUUAGGAGGCAUUCUGUUGGAGCUCUCUAAUCAUCCUCGAUGGUAUAACCCUCAGAAGCAAAGAUUUUUUAUGAAAUUAAAAUUUUUCCCAUCUUUAUGGUGGCUGCUUUUGGGACUAUCUACCCUAAUGCACCAAGCAGACUCAUUGACUUUCAGGAUUGGAAUUGUGGGACCAUGGAACUGUGACCCACAUUUUUCUAAAGCCCUCCCAGGUGUGGCUGCCAAGUUGGCCAUAGAUCGAAUCAAGAGAGAGAAUUUCCUACAAAGUGGAUAUGAACUUGAAUAUGCAGUGCUUCAAGAUGACUGCCAGACUUCACUGGCUCUCACAAACUUUAUGGAGUUUGGUAAACACGUAUCGGUGUUUCUCGGUCCAGUGAACCCAGGUUACUGUGAGGCAGCUUCACUGAUGGGCAAGUAUUGGAAUAAAGGAAUAUUUUCAUGGGCUUGUGUUAACUUUCAGCUUGAUAAUGCCAAUAGUUACCCAACAUUUGUGAGGACCUUGUUAUCCCCCGUCAAGGUUUUGUUUAGUGUCAUGAAAUAUUUUCUCUGGGCCCACAUUGGUAUAAUAUCUUCAAAUGAAAAUAUUUGGGUAGAUACUGCCAACAAAGUGGCCAAUGCCCUCAGAUACAAUGGACUUCCAGUUGGGAUUGUCAGCUCGAUGGGGUACACUGAUGAAGAUGUUUUGCAAACCUUAAAGAAGAUUAAAAAUGUUCCAGGCCUUCGAGUGAUUGUGAUGUGCAUGCACUCGGUCCUCAUUGGAGGUGAGGAGCAGUCAAUCUUCCUGCAGAAAGCCCAUGACAUGGGGUUGACAGAUGGGAGAUAUGUCUUCAUACCAUACGACACUUUACUCUACAGCCUACCUCACAAGAAUGCUACUUACUCCGCACUGAGGAACAGCUCCAAACUGUUAGCUGCCUACGACGCUGUCUUGACGAUAACAAUGGCUUCAGAAGAGAUGUCCUUUUUCGAGGCUUUCACAAAGGCACAAGAGAGUGGAGAAAUGGCAACAUCCCAGCUUGCAGAGCAGGUCUCCCCACUUUUUGGAACAAUUUACAAUGGCAUUUAUUUCAUCGCCAAGACCAUGGAGAAUGUGCUGAGAGAUGGAGUCUAUAUCUCGGGAAGAAGUCUCGCCAACUAUACCAAGAACCUGAACUUCACUGGUUUUAAUCAGAAAGUCGAGACCAGGGAACAAGGUGAAGGGAUAGCGAGCUAUGUCAUCUUGGACACCAAUAGGAGGAGUCAUCAACUGUUGGCUACCUACACCAUCAAUAUGGCAACUGAAACUCUGCAGUAUGGGGAUAUUGGCAUUCAUUUCCCUGGUGGAUCACCUCCAAAUUCUGACUCUUACUGUUGGUUUGAGCCAAAUAUUAUUUGCACGGGAGGCAUCGAGUUAAAGGUUGUUAUACUGGGUUUCGGGUUAAUCAUUGGCCUUGCACUGUGUGGACUUGUGGCCGCCUACUUUAUCAGGCGGCGAAUCCAACACAUACAGAUGGUGAAGGGACCCAACAAGAUUAUAAUGACCUUCGAUGAUCUCACCUUCAUCAAUCCCCAGCUCAGCAAGAAGAAAAUAAUUCUGGAUGACCUGAGUGAUGGAAGAAGUAUAUCUGAGCUGAAAAGUCUGAAGUCUCUGGGCCAUUCGCUGUCUGGGAGAAGCUCUGCCACGGCAACGCAUGAGAACUCAAACAUAGCGGUAUACGAGGGAGACUGGGUCUGGCUAAAGAAACUUGACUCCAGAUGUAACCAAGAGGUGCAGAAAUCUACAACCAAAAUACUGAGAAAGAUGAGAGACCUGCGGAAUGAGAACGUGAACCCCUUCUUGGGCUUCCUGUGUGACAAUGGAGUGUUAGCCAUCGCCACUGAACACUGCUCCCGGGGAAGUCUUCACGAUCUUCUCCGGAAUGACGACGUGAAGCUUGAUUGGAUGUUCAAGUCCUCCCUCCUACUGGAUCUAAUCAAGGGUAUGAAAUACCUUCACCACCGAGACUUCCCUCACGGACGACUGAAAUCCCGGAACUGUGUGGUGGAUGGACGCUUCGUGCUGAAGGUCGCCGACUAUGGCUACGUCGAGCUGUUGGAUACACAGAAAGUUCCUCAUGAGACACCGGCACCAGAAGAGUUGUUUUGGACAGCUCCUGAGUUCCUGAGAGAUCCUGAGUCAUCCAGGAAGCCAACAAUGAAAGGAGACACUUACAGUUUCGCUAUCAUCCUGCAGGAAGUCGUGGUCCGAGGCUCUCCGUACUGCAUGUUGGGUCUCAGUCCCGAAGAGAUAAUAAGGAAAGUGAAGAAGCCACCUCCGAUGUGUCGGCCCACUGUCUCUCCAGAUCAAGCGCCAUUGGAGUGUAUCCAACUGAUGAAGCAGUGCUGGACUGAGCUUCCAGACAGGAGGCCUACCUUUAACGAGAUCUUUGAUCGAUUCAAAAUCAUAAACAAAGGAAAGAAAACCAACAUCAUUGACUCGAUGCUGAGGAUGUUGGAGCAGUACUCCAGUAACCUGGAGGAUUUAAUCCGCGAGAGAACGGAAGAGCUGGAAGUGGAGAAACAGAAAACAGAGAAGCUCCUGUCACAGAUGCUGCCUCCAUCUGUUGCAGAAGCGUUGAAAACAGGCGGUAACGUGGAGCCCGAGUAUUUUGAUGAGGUGACCAUCUACUUUAGUGACAUUGUUGGUUUCACCACAAUAUCAGCGAUGAGUGAGCCGAUAGAGGUCAUCGACCUCUUGAAUGACCUCUACACUCUGUUCGAUGCUGUUUUAGGCAAUCACGAUGUUUACAAGGUCGAAACCAUUGGUGAUGCUUACAUGGUGGCAUCAGGUCUCCCGAAGAGAAAUGGCAAUAAGCACGCUGCAGAGAUUGCCAACAUGUCCCUGCACCUCCUCAGCUCGGUGGGAUCUUUCAAGAUGAGGCACAUGCCUGAAGUCCCCAUCAAGAUAAGAAUUGGGAUACAUUCAGGGCCCUGUGUGGCGGGCGUCGUGGGUCUGACCAUGCCCAGGUACUGCCUCUUUGGAGACACCAUUAACACCGCUUCACGGAUGGAAUCCACAGGCUUGCCUUAUCGAAUUCACGUCAAUCAGAGCACUGUAAAAAUUCUCCGCAGUCUGGAUGAAGGCUAUCAGAUACAGGUCCGCGGACAAACUGAGCUGAAGGGCAAAGGCAUCGAAGAAACCUAUUGGCUUGUCGGGAAAGACGAUUUUAUUGACCCUUUGCCUGAGCCACCAGCAAUCAAACCAGGAAUUAAAAGUCACGGGCUGGAUCUGGAGGAGAUUGCAGAGUGCAGAAAGUUAAAAGCAGCACAGCCUCCAGAAGGGAAGGAGUAA
This is a messenger RNA of Pristis pectinata (smalltooth sawfish), 3330 nucleotides long. RefSeq names its product guanylate cyclase 2F, retinal (gene gucy2f). The coding region runs from base 1 to 3330 and encodes 1109 amino acids. The record is from RefSeq and is a predicted model, not a curated record. The transcript has 18 exons. NCBI's taxonomy places the organism in Eukaryota, Metazoa, Chordata, Chondrichthyes, Rhinopristiformes, Pristidae. Gene Ontology annotation, biological process: cGMP biosynthetic process; receptor guanylyl cyclase signaling pathway; intracellular signal transduction. Gene Ontology annotation, molecular function: protein kinase activity; peptide receptor activity; guanylate cyclase activity.